Nylanderia fulva is the source of this 2270-nucleotide messenger RNA. Its product is annotated as gustatory receptor for sugar taste 64f. Lineage: Eukaryota; Metazoa; Arthropoda; Insecta; Hymenoptera; Formicidae. Gene Ontology annotation, biological process: sensory perception of sweet taste; detection of chemical stimulus involved in sensory perception of taste. Gene Ontology annotation, molecular function: sweet taste receptor activity. Gene Ontology annotation, cellular component: membrane. The record is from RefSeq and is a predicted model, not a curated record.
AUGAUACCCGUCAGGUAUAGCUUUUUGAAACAAAUAUUCGCGUAUUUAAAUUUUCGACAGAAAAUAUAGAUAUGUAAAUCGUAAAUGGCGCAAGCACAUGAGUUGAGUACCUCUUUAUUACGAGCGACAAUGAAUGCGGUUCGUGUCAAGUGUGUCAAAUCGCCGCACACACAGGUGCGAAUCGUUAUAACAUGGGAGGCUGUUAUUUCUCCGGCCUAUGCAAGCAAAGAUUAGACACUGGAUAGAAACAAUAAGCGCAUAAGUUAUAGUAGUUUCCUCCACAACUGUCAGUGCACAUCCAAACGCGUGCUGCGACAGACAUUGUUUUGCGACAUACGCAUGCUUCAUUGUUCUAAUCUUCCGCAUACUUAUAUAUUCUCCGUUUACGUAUUAUACUAUCGCUUUGCAAGAGACGCGUGAAUUAAAAAAUUUCUAGAAAUAUUUGCCGACUUGAUCUUAAUUAGAAGAAUGCGAAGAAACUCUGAUGAAAUCGUGCGAUUUAUUGUUAAGAAAAUUAUAACAUAACAGGAUAGAAAUGAGCGAAGAUAACAGAAGUGUCACUGAAAUGCUUUAUUCAAGAUGGAAUCUUGCAAAAUCUGGGCAACCUACUACAAUUAAUGUUCAAUCGCCCAAGAGUAACUUGCGUAGGUUCGAUCCUAUAAAGACCGACGUGGUUGCACCCGAAAUGCUGGCGACUGUUGUACCACCGUCGCAGACUUUCAAUCCAUCUACUGAUAGUUUAUAUGCAUCGAUAAGGCCAAUAAUCAUGCUGGCCCAAUGUUUCUCCAUGCUUCCGAUGUACGGUAUCAAUAAAUCGGAUGCUUCGUAUCUCCGAUUUACAUGGCGAAGUCCGAAGAUUCUCUACACGUUCAUUGUUUUAUUGGCAGGGCUCUUCAUGACGAUUUUUAAUACUUUACGAUUGUUCUCCACAGGGCUAAAUUCUACCAAAAUGACGACGUUUGUUUUCUACUUUACAUCGUGCGUGACUGGUGUCUUAUUCGUACGAUUGGCAUGGCAAUGGCCUUGCUUGGCAUUAACUUGGGAGAAACUCGAGCGCGAACUUGCUCCCAGAUAUCGAGUAAUUUCGAAGACCACUCUCGCAACUCGUUUCAAAAUCGUAACUGUUGUUGUCAUGUUGCUUGCAUUAGUGGAACACACCGCUGCUGUGCUUUCUGCAUACAUCAAUGCAAUAGAAUGUGCCGAUUUUCGUGGCGAUGCAGAUGUCAUCGGUACUUAUUUUCAAUCGCAAUUUCCUCAGGUCUUCACAAGAAUAUCCUACAGUCUCUGGAAGGGAAUCGUGGUUGAAACUAUAAAUAUUCUUAGUACAUUUUCAUGGAACUUUGUCGAUCUAUUUCUUAGUCUUCUUAGCAUGGCUCUGGCAGAUCAAUUCAGGCAACUAAAUAGUCGACUGUAUUCGGUACGGGGAAAGGCGAUGCCGGACUGGUGGUGGGCUGAAGCAAGGAGUGACUAUAAUCACUUGGCGACUCUGACACGCAGAGUGGAUUCUCACAUUUCGACCAUCGUGCUUCUCUCCUUUGCUAUCGACUUAUAUUUCAUCUGCAUCCAAUUGCUGUUUUCCUUUAAUCCAAUACGGGGUCUUGUGCGGAAGAUCUAUUUUUGCUUCUCCUUCGGCUUUUUACUAGCAAGAACAACGGCGGUAUCCUUAUACGCGGCUUCUAUUCACGAUGAAUCUCUUUUGCCAGCACCGAUUUUGUACAGCGUUUCUGGUUCUAGUUACAGCAGCGAGGUCUCGAGAUUCUUGACACAAGUAACGACAGAUAAUAUAAGCUUGACAGGAAUGAAGUUUUUCUCAGUAACGAGAAGUCUCGUAUUAACCAUUGCUGGAACUAUCGUGACUUACGAACUGGUUCUGGUGCAGUUCAAUUCCGUCCAGCAAGUGGAUAUUAAUUCGAAUGUUUCGAUUUGCGAGUUUUUCCUAAUAUAAUCUAAGAUACAGGAGAAAAACGAAUGGGAUAUUUCAUCAAUGUUCAAUCAUGUUAUCACAAAAGAUACGCAACAUCGUUACAUAUUAUUUAUAUCUAAAUGCGCAAAUAAUAUUAAUAUCAUCAUUUACAAGAAUAGAUAGAAAGCACAUGUAUAUGUAUUUUGCAAUAUGUGUUAAUAUGUUCCAUAAAUCCAAUAUAGCAAAUUGCCUAUAUUAUUUUCAUCUGUUUAAUGUUACGUUGUAAUAAUUUUUUGAACAUUGCAUAUGAACAAUAAAAAUUGGUAUUUAAUUUUUUAGAUAUAUCUGUACUCUUAUAGAAAUUUAU